This is a messenger RNA of Brugia malayi, 1470 nucleotides long. RefSeq names its product Calreticulin family protein (gene Bm433). The record is from RefSeq and is a predicted model, not a curated record. Gene Ontology annotation, molecular function: calcium ion binding. Gene Ontology annotation, biological process: protein folding. The coding region runs from base 1 to 1470 and encodes 489 amino acids. The transcript is spliced from 9 exons. Lineage: Eukaryota; Metazoa; Nematoda; Chromadorea; Rhabditida; Onchocercidae. Gene Ontology annotation, cellular component: endoplasmic reticulum; endoplasmic reticulum membrane.
AUGGCUUCUCCUCUAUCAUUUGUGGUGCUUUUAUGCAUUAUCAGUUACGCUAAGAGCAAGAUUUAUUUCCAAGAACAAUUUAAAGACGGAGAUGGCUGGAAAAAGCGAUGGAUAUUAUCUGAAUAUCGAAAUGACUACGGAAAAUUUAAUCUUUCCUACGGUCAAUUCUACAAUGAUCCAGAGGAGGACCUUGGUCUUACUACCACUGAAGAUGUCAAAAAUUAUGCUAUUUCGGCAAAAUUUCCAAAAUUUUCAAAUAAAGAUAAACUGCUGAUUGUUCAAUAUGCAACAAAACGAUUUACUCUACCUGAUGAUGAUUGUGGUGGUCUGUAUAUAAAGCUAAUGAAAUCAAACUUGGAUCAGAAGCAGUUUAAUGGUGAAACUUCAUAUGAAAUUAUGUUUGGACCAGAUAUAUGUGGUAAAUAUACACGAAAAAUUCAUGCUAUAUUUCGCUACAAGAAUUCCUACUAUCAUUGCAAUUCUUUUUUGCCCAUCUUUGAUGAUGAGCUAUCUCAUGUUUAUACUUUAAUUUUAUAUCCAAAUAAUUCCAUUCAAAUAUUUGCUGAUUAUGAAGAAAGAAUUGGUGGAGAUUUGGAAGAUCACUACGAUUUUCUUAAGCCGCGGCGAAUUAUGGAUCCAAAUGUAAAUAAGCCAAUUGAUUGGGUCGAUGAAGAAUUCAUACCUGAUCCAGAUGAUAAAAAACCAGAUGAUUGGGACCAGCCAGAAUUUUUAUUAAAUUUAGAUGUUAAGAAACCAGAUGAUUGGAAUGAGGAAUGGGAUGGUGAAUGGGAACCACCGGGAAUGAUAAAUCCGAAUUACAAAGGUGAAUGGGUACCAAGAGAGAUUGCAAAUCCAGCAUAUAAGGGAGAAUGGAUACAUCCUAGAAUUGAUAAUCCAGAUUAUGUAUCAGACCCGAAUCUUUAUUUACACGAUGAUAUCGGUGCAGUUGGAAUUGAGAUAUGGCAAGUAAACAGUAGCACAGUCUAUGACAAUAUCAUUAUAACUGAUUCAAUUGAAGAAGCUAAGAAAUUUGCUGCUCUUACGUUGAAUGGUACUAGAAAAGGUGAGGAGAAAAUGAAGAAGGAAAUCGAUGAGAAACUUCAACGUGAAGAAGAAAAGAAGAGGAAGGAAGAGGAAGAAGGAGAGGACAAGAAAGAGGAAGAAAAUUCGAAUGAAGAUGAGAGGAAAGAAGAAGAGAUUAACUUAAAUGAAAAACAAAAAAUGGUAGAAAUAAAAAAAAAGGAUGAAGAAAGCGAAAGUAACUUCGAUUCAGAAACGAGUCAGAAAGAAAAAGUAGAAUCGAAACUGGAGAAUGAAAGGAAGUUGAGAAAAGAUGAAGAAAACGAGCUAAGCGAGGAUAAGAGAGAAAGGAAUUCGAACCAAAGUAUGGAUGAAAAUGAGGAAUGGAAAGAUGAUGUAGAUUUAUCUUUCAAAUCAAAAGAAGGAAGAAUAAAGAAAGAAGAACUAUAA